AUGAACGUAGAUAAUCUGCGUCUAGCGUUCGAAAUUCCUCAAAGAGGCAAAACUUUUGCUGAAAUCACGUGCGACGAUCUCGACGGCCCCAUGUUAAACUGCAGCGUCGGAGCCGUCGUAGAGCGGGAAAUCGCACUGAAGCCUCCAGAGCACUAUCGUUUCGGUUGCGCGGACGCAAAACUGGUCAUGGACGAUGUCGAAGUCGAG
Molecule: messenger RNA, 207 nt
Organism: Iphiclides podalirius (scarce swallowtail)
Lineage: Eukaryota; Metazoa; Arthropoda; Insecta; Lepidoptera; Papilionidae
Source: the annotation of a GenBank genome assembly